CAAAGUCAAAGAGAGUCCAAAAGAACGCCAUCGUCCAUGGUCCAGCCCUUCUUCCCUUUCACUUCAGGUCCAGUCGCUAUUUCCCUUAUUGGAGUCGUCAUUUCCCAAUCCAGCCAACCAACCCAAUACAGUCGGCUCCCCCUCCACCUCCUCCUCCAUCACCAACCAUUGUCGUCGCCAUCUCCAUCUCCAUCUCCACCUCCACCUUCCACCUCCUCUUUCACACAUACUCUCUCAUUCUCUUACACAUACCUCGUACCUACACUUUCUCCUCUCCCUUCUCUUUUUUAACCAUUAGCCUCCUCCUCUAAACAAACCCCAUCCGCCUGCUUCAUCGCAUUCGCGCGUCGCAUUUCGCCUGUCGCCUGUCGCUACCGACUUUGCCCUAGCAUUAGUCCCACGCCUCAACUCCCCUCCCGCCGUCGUCGUCU
This is a messenger RNA of Aaosphaeria arxii CBS 175.79, 431 nucleotides long. RefSeq lists its product as uncharacterized. Bases 37 to 291 code for a protein of 84 amino acids. The record is from RefSeq and is a predicted model, not a curated record. The transcript has a single exon. NCBI's taxonomy places the organism in Eukaryota, Fungi, Ascomycota, Dothideomycetes, Pleosporales.